This is a messenger RNA of Sclerotinia sclerotiorum 1980 UF-70, 159 nucleotides long. RefSeq lists its product with no specific name. NCBI's taxonomy places the organism in Eukaryota, Fungi, Ascomycota, Leotiomycetes, Helotiales, Sclerotiniaceae. The coding region runs from base 1 to 159 and encodes 52 amino acids. The transcript has 2 exons. The record is from RefSeq and is a predicted model, not a curated record.
AUGAAUUUCCAUAGAGAGAACUGUCAAAAGCCUAAGCCCUCCACUUCACACAAGAUAAUUGGUCACCGCGUCUCUGCCGAGUUCGAUCUUGCAGCUAAAACAAUGCCCAUGACCAUAUACACAAAUGCCGAUCUCAGCAGUAAGCCUGGAGAAGCAUAA